This is a messenger RNA of [Candida] anglica, 1848 nucleotides long. The record is from the annotation of a GenBank genome assembly. Lineage: Eukaryota; Fungi; Ascomycota; Pichiomycetes; Serinales; Debaryomycetaceae.
AUGUCAGACAAGUCGAAAAGUAAUUUUAGACGUUCAUUUGAAACGCCGAGAUCCCCCUCUCGAUCUACUAGAAGUCUUGAGCCUCCACGUCUUUCUGAGGGACCGAUGAUGACGUCAACAUCCCCACGAAGACGAAAUAAAACAAGUGCCAUAUUUCUGGAUAGAUACAUUCCAAAUAGGACCGGGGUCGAUCUCCAGGCAGCUUUCAGUCUCACCAAUCAAGACAUAUAUCCAGAUCUUCGCACGAGGACAAAUGGAACAGAUAAUGAUAUAGAUCUUCGGAAAGAAGAAGAGGCCAAUAAGACAUUUUCAACUAUUUUGAAGGCAGAAUUAUUUGGUGAUAAUGUCCCCAUGGCAGCUGCAAGUCUACAGAAUAGUUCUAGUGGGUCCAAAAUUAAUCAUAAUAAUAACAAUAAUGUCACCACAAACAACCCUUCGAACAACGGUAAUAAUAGUACUAGACUCCCUGGAAAUAGUGCUGGUGGGGGUAAUAGUCUGAGCAGUGCGAGUAGUAGUGGUAACUUGCAUACUGGAGGAAGUGGUAUUGGUGGUGCCGGAGGAUCAGGCAUAAAUAUAACCGGUGGGAUAGGAAGCAGAUCUACAGGAGAAUUACAUUCUAUACAUUCUACAGGAUCUACCCCGCCACGCUCAACCAGAAUAAAUCAAGCAGCUGUAGCGUCUGCAGCUGCCGCUGCCGCUGCAGCAGACUCUAAUAGUAUCACCAGUACUCCCAGACAAUCAACUAACUUGUUCACAUUCCAAUCACCCAGCAAAGGUAGACCCAUUUCUCGUGAUCUCCAAAGUGAAUUGUAUUCCCUAUCACCAGUACGUCAAGAUUCACAAAAAUUAUUACUUUCCCCACAAAAGAAACCUCGAAAUAUAUCUAAAGUACCAUAUCGAGUCUUGGAUGCUCCUGAGUUAUCGGAUGACUUUUAUCUUAAUCUUGUUGAUUGGGGGUCUCAAGAUAUCUUGGCAGUUGGGUUAGGGGAUAGUGUAUAUUUAUGGGAUGGGGCAACACAAUCUGUGGACAGAUUGUGUAAUUUAUCAAAUAAAGACAAGGUGACUAGUUUAAAUUGGAUAGGUUCUGGAACCCAUCUAGCUAUAGGUACACUGAAAGGUUUGGUGGAAAUAUGGGAUGCUACAAAGAUUAAAUGUGUGAGAACUAUGUCAGGACAUAAUCUUCGGGUGAGUUCAUUGGCAUGGAAUGAACAUAUACUAUCCAGUGGGUCAAGAGAUCGUUCGAUUUUGAACCGUGAUGUUCGGAUAGCUGACCAUUUUGUCAAUCGAUUUGAACAUCAUAAGCAAGAAGUUUGUGGAUUAAAAUGGAAUGUAGAAGAAAACAAAUUGGCAUCUGGUGGUAAUGAUAAUAAAUUAUAUAUUUGGGAUGGACUCAAUCCGGAACCAUUACAUCAAUUCACCGAUCAUACUGCUGCAGUGAAGGCAAUUGCUUGGUCCCCACAUCAAAGAGGCAUCCUUGCAUCGGGAGGUGGAACUGCCGAUAAAACCAUCAAGACUUGGAAUACAUUGACCGGGAACCUUCUACAUAAUGUGAAUACAGGCUCACAGGUGUGUAACUUGGCAUGGUCCAAGAAUUCUAAUGAACUUGUUUCCACACAUGGAUAUUCUAGAAAUCAAGUGGUUGUAUGGAAAUAUCCUUCAAUGCAGCAAAUUGCACUGUUAACAGGACAUACAUAUCGAGUGUUGUACUUGUCAUUGUCACCAGAUGGUGAAACUAUUGUCACUGGAGCUGGAGAUGAAACAUUACGAUUUUGGAAUGUUUUUGAAAAAAAUAGAAAUGAUGAGCCACCUGCUUCGGUGCUAUUGGAUGCAUUUCUGCAAUUACGAUAA